Molecule: messenger RNA, 3538 nt
Organism: Pygocentrus nattereri (red-bellied piranha)
Lineage: Eukaryota; Metazoa; Chordata; Actinopteri; Characiformes; Serrasalmidae
Gene: mylk3
Product: myosin light chain kinase 3
Exons: 13
Coding region: 139-2766 (875 amino acids)
Biological process (GO): protein phosphorylation; intracellular signal transduction; positive regulation of apoptotic process
Cellular component (GO): nucleus; cytoplasm
Molecular function (GO): protein serine/threonine kinase activity; ATP binding
Source: RefSeq, a predicted model, not a curated record
CCAGAGUGGAACAAGAUUGGAGGGACCAAAAUAGCUGUUCCGCUUGUUCGUUGUGAACCGAAGGAUUAGCGGAGCGUCCAUCUUUUCCCUUUUGUCCUGCUCCUGCGCUGCAGUCCUGACUGCCUCUCGUGUCCAGCCAUGAAUAGACAGGUGACUCUGGCCACCUGCAUUGCUAAGAUGUACGAAGGUGGGAAGCUGGACAGUUCUGGGGCUGUGGCUGGAAAGCCGAAGAAGGCCAGCCCGUCCCUCCUGGGCACUUUGGGCGACGUGGAGGAUAAGCUGAACCUUCUGGAAGUUAAGGUGGAACAGAUUGCCUGCACCCAGACAAUGGUGAUUCAGAAGCUGGACCUGGUGUCUCAAGGAAUGGAUGCCCUGGAAAAGACCCUUGUCCAGUUCAAGCAGGAUACGCUGGGACGAUCGGUCAUAAAACCCACUCAGAAAGAUGCAAGACAAGCAGGCGGCGAAGUGGCAGAGGUCAGGAGUCUUUGUGAAGAAACUGUGGCGCUGCUGAAGAGCCUCAAGCAAGAGGGCCAGGUGCAGAGAAAGAAGAUUGAGGGAAUAGAAAGUUCUGUGUCCACUCUGGAUAAAGUGCUCGGGUAUGUGGGUGAAGCUUUCCGCAGCUCCAAAAUUGUGGAGUUCAUUCUCAACGGUGUGGUGCCAUGGAGGAAGCAAGGCCUUCUGGACACGGCGGAGGAGGAGAAAACCAUAUCAGACGAUAGCACAGCGAAGGCGAAAGCACCUCUCAGCCAUCUGGGGACUCCAGAGGAGAUUAAUGAGGAAGCUGCAGUCCUGUAUGGGUGUGAGGGGCAGGAAGUGACUUCUUCCACCUCAGCUGGUCUAUUCCCAGCUGGACCAAAGGAAGCCCCACGCUGUCCGGAUGGAGCAGAGAUGUGCGCAGGUAAAGCUCAGCGUCGGAUGAAGGAGGUGACGGUGAAGAGCAGAGAGCCCAGCAGAGUUCAGGCCUUCGCUCCUCUGAGGCAGCCUCAGCCUCAAACAGCUCCAGAAACUCAGCCUUCAGAGACUCGGAGCGUGCCCACAGCCGAGCAGGACGCCUCAGUUUCCCAGCCGGAGAGACCGUCUCUGCACUGUUCUGCACAAGAGGAGCUGGAAGCAGAGCGAAGGCAAGGAGACGUCCCUGGGGAACCAUGGCUCCUCACCGAGCAGCACAUGCCUGUCAAAGAAAACUUGGAAGCUGGCUUGCAGCAGAAGGAGACAGUUGCUCUGGCAACUCCACGGCCAAAAGGGGCCGAGCGUGAGCCAGAAUCUGAACCUGUCACCCAGGAAACCAGUACAGAGGAAGCUGGCAUGAUUCUGGAAAAACCUGGCACAUACCAGAACAAAUCUGACCCUGCCAAAGAAAGUUCUGUGCCACAGAGCAGGACGGGUCCUGCAGCGCAGAGUGGGACGAGUCCUGCAGCGCCGAGUGGGACGAGUCCUGCAGCGCAGAGUGGGACGAGUCCUGCAGCGCCGAGUGGGACGAGUCCUGCAGCGCCGAGUGGGACGAGUCCUGCGGCGCCGAGUGGGACGAGUCCUGCGGCGCCGAGUGGGACGAGUUCUGCGGCGCCGAGUGGGACGAGUCCUGCAGCGCAGAGUGGGACGAGUCCUGCGGCGCAGAGUGGGACGAGUUCUGUGGCGCCGAGUGGGACGAGUCCUGCACCACAGAGUGGGACGAGUCCUGCACAACAGACAGGGACAAAGUUACAAUCAGGAAUUCUCAGUAAAGGACCUGAGCCACAGCUCCUGAUCAUUGACGACUGUCCGCCUCGGCCGGCCCCGUUUGAGCAUCGCAUCGUCAGCGCCAAGCAGGUUCCCAUGGGCUCCUAUUAUGCGGUCAAGCCUAACGAGCUGCUGGGAGGGGGGCGUUUCGGACAGGUGCACAAGUGUGCUGAGCUCUCUUCAGGACUUACUUUGGCUGCCAAGAUCAUAAAAGUGAGGGGGAUGAAAGAAAAGGAUGAGGUGAAGAAUGAGAUUGGGGUCAUGAACCAGCUAAACCACGUGAACCUCAUCCAGCUGUACGAUGCGUUUGAAUCUCGCACCAACCUCACUCUCAUCAUGGAAUACGUGGAGGGGGGCGAGCUGUUUGACCGCAUCGUUGACGAGCAUUACCAGCUGACGGAGCUGGAUGCUAUCGUCUUCAGUCGGCAGAUCUGUGAGGGAGUCCAGUAUCUCCACCAGCAAUACAUCCUGCAUUUGGACCUUAAGCCUGAGAAUAUACUGUGUGUGAGCAACACCGGGAACCAGAUCAAGAUCAUUGACUUUGGACUUGCCAGAAAGUACCGUCCCAGAGAGAAGCUGAAGGUAAACUUUGGAACUCCUGAGUUCUUGGCGCCGGAAGUGGUCAAUUACGACUUUGUGUCCUUCCCUACAGACAUGUGGAGUGUUGGCGUCAUCACAUAUAUGCUUUUAAGUGGCCUUUCUCCGUUCCUGGGUGAAAGUGAUGCAGAGACCAUGAACAACAUCCUUCAUGGUAACUGGGACUUUGAUGCUGAGGCGUUUGAGAAUGUGUCAGAGGAGGCCAAAGAUUUCAUCUCCAGACUCCUCGUACCAGCCAAGUGCAGUCGUCUGAGUGCGUCGGGCUGUAUGAAGCACAGCUGGCUGAAUAACCUGGAGGAAAAGGCCAAGAGACACAGGGUUCGACUCAAGUCCCAGCUGAGACUUCAGAGCUACCUAGCAGCUCAUCGGCAGUGGAAGAAACACUUCUAUGCAGUGGCAGCGGCCAAUCGACUGAAGAGGUUCCAGCAGAACAGGUCUGUUAGCACGCCAUAGCCUGAGGAAACUGGACCUUCUGAGUGAAGAGCUGGACCUUCUCUCUGUCUCUGAGGUCCACUUCAAUGGGCAAUUGUCCUUUAGGGGGCAUUGAAGAAUACUGGACAGUCACAAAAUGACCCUAGAAACUGUGCAGUGAAGGGAGUGUUUUCAUUUUUUUAGUUAGUGAGUGAAAUAAAAUGACAUUUGUUUGGAGACUCAACACUGAAAUGUUCAAAGUCUGUUUAUCAAUUACAUCUGUAUAAAAUUACCUGAAUAAUGUGUAUAUAUAUAUGUAUAUAUAUAAUGUAUAUGUAUAUAUAAAUAUAUGUGUAUAUAUAUAUAAUGUAUAUGUAUAUAUAUAUAUAUAUAAACCUGGCAAGAAAAAACAUCUUAAAUCUAUAGACAGUGGUAUGCAAAAGUUUUGGCACCCCAGAAAAUGAUCUGCCAUUAGAAUAAGACGAUGUCUCUUGGUAAAAUUGCAUAAAACAAAUAAGUUUAAAACACAGAAAACAAGUUUAAAACACUUAAUACUCUUAACUAAAAUAAAAAUAAACUUAAAUAAACUUAACUAAAAUAAAUUCUCACAACUCACAAAAAUGAGAAAUAUUUGAUAUAUAUAUUGACUAGAUUUAAGAUGGUUUCACUUGCCAGGAUACCAUUUCUUGCAGUGUCAUCACUUUAUUGGGUCUCCGAAAAAAUAAUUCCCAGAUUUGCUAUGCCGUCCCCGUAGGAGUGUGUGGAAUUGUUAUUGUACAUAUUGCAGAGAGCUGGGAAUAAUGUGCUAAAGUUA